AGUAGGACCUCAAAGAUACGAACACCAGACAACCGAACUGACCGGUCAACCGAACAGCAUGCUCUAGCGCGAGCGCGCGCUCUUGCAAAAAUUUGAUCACGUAAUGUAGCCACGCGCACGCGCACUUUUGAGGCGUGGCCUAGCGCUAGCCACGUGGUAGCUGAUCCAAGAUGGAGGCAAAGGACAAGCCUAAGAGAAAGCGAGUCAAUUUAUCUAUUGAACAAAAGAUCGAGAUUCUUGAGAAGCUGGACAGAGGUAUUUCUAAUACAGCUAUUGCUUCUGAAUAUAGCAUUGGAAAAUCCACAGUAACUGAUAUACAGAAAUCUAGGAGCAAAAUUACUCAGUUUGCCGUUGAAGCUAAAGACAGCAGUAGUUUUAAGAAGCGUUGCAUUGUUAGGAGAGCUGAUGAUGACCAAUUUGACAAGGCCAUGCACCUUUGGUUCACACAAGAACGGCACAAAGGCACUCCUCUGAGUGGGGUUGUUGUCAUGGAGAAAGCCAGGCUGAUGCACCAGCAAAUGUAUCCAGAUCGGUCACCAGAUGAUUUCAAGGCUAGCACUGGUUGGCUUCAUAGAUUCAAGCAGAGGCAUGGUAUUCGUCAACUAAGCAUGCAGGGAGAGUCUCUUUCAGCUAAUCCUCAGUCUGCUGAAGCAUUCAAGCUGUCUUUGCAUAAAUAUAUUGAAGAUCAUAAGCUUUCCAUCCAUCAGAUCUUUAAUUGUGAUGAGACAGGUCUGUGUUGGCGCCUGCUGCCGAACAAAACCCUGGCAGAUGGUUCUGAAAAGGCUGCAAAGAAUUGCAAAUCCCCUAAAGAUCGGGUAACAUUGAUGGCAACUGCCAAUGUCAGUGGAGAUAUGCGUAGCCCUCUGGUCUUUAUUCACAAGAGCGCUAAGCCUCGCUGUUUUUCAGGGGUCAACAUGUCAUCUCUACCAGUCCAUUAUUAUAGCCAAAAAAGUGCCUGGAUGGAUCAAUCAAUUUUCUUGGACUGGUUUUUCAAGCACUUUGUACCAGAGGUGAAGCGUUACUUGAAAUCAAAGUCAUUGCCACUUCAAGCUCUUCUCAUUAUGGAUAAUGCACCAUCCCACCCUUCAGUAGAGGCUUUGAGUUCUGAAGGAAUGAGUUGCAUGUUUCUGCCCCCCAAUGUCACAAGUCUGGUUCAACCUAUGGAUCAGGGAGUGCUGGAGAACCUGAAGCGCAGGUACAAACGAGAGCUCAUGAGAAAACUGCUGCUUCAAUCUGAAUCGAGUGAAGACUCCUUCAUUUCCUUCAGCAAAAAGCUGACCAUAAAAGAUGCGGUGUACCUGAGUGCUAAAUCUUGGAACGAAAUUCCUGAAGUUUCUCUCUGUCGUGCUUGGAAUAAGCUAGGGUUUGGUGGUCGUAGUAUGGGUGAUGCUUCUCGGAUCGAUGCCAGUGAAUCCGAAGAAGAAAUUACCUUUGAAGUAUGUUCCCAGUUGGGCAUCAAUGAGGAAGAAAUGGAGCAAUGGCUUCUUGCUGACAAGGAUGAAACUGGGUCUCAAUCGCUGACUGAUGAAGAAAUUAUCGACUCUGUUCAGGUCCAGGAUCCAUCGGACAGUGAAGAUGAAGCUGAGCACACUGAUGUAGCUAAGAUUAGCCACACAAAGGCUGUUGAUUGCUUUAGUGUCUGCUUGGAAUGGUUAGAGCAGCAGCCUGAAGCCACCCCCAUGAAUCUCAUGCUUUUGAGAGAGCUCCUGGACCUUGCAGGACAAAAAAGGGGUUCUGCCUUGAAGCAAAAGACAAUGGAUUGUUAUUUUAGUAACCCUUGAAUUCGUUCUUACACUCUCACAGUUACUGUAGUUCACGUACUUAUCCUUUUUGUUAGCCAUACAGUGUACUCCUGUUUUCACAAGUUAUGUAAUCAUCGAUAUUACAAACUUCAGACUUAUGAACAUUUCACAAUUACGAACACCCAAUUUCCCGAGGUGUUCGUAUCUUUGAGGUCCUACUGUAGCUCUUGUGUUGAUGUUGGUGCUAGCUUUGCUUACCAUUUCAGCCUGAUUUUUGUAUUUAUUACCCACAAACGCAGUUCAACUCAGUGCUCAAGUCGCUGGUUAUAGCGUGAAACUAACGUCUCUACAACCAGCAGCAACACGCGCAAAUUGCGCUCCAAACCAUCACCUCAUUGUGUAGAAAUUAUGCGCCUUAGGUCAUCAAAUCAGACCAUCAUUGGUGUAUUAUAUUGAUCAACAUUUCUGACCUUUGGAGACUGUUUGAAAAGCCUUUAGAAUUAAGAAUGCGCGGGUUAGAGAUUCAAACGUGAUUUGGGAAACCACUAGAAUAACAAAAAGGGUUGUUGGGGUGUGGACAUUAUGUCAGUAUGUAAAUAUUUUAAUUAAAUUACAGUAUGACUUGUAUUGCCCUUCUGUCCAUUGUUUACAUUUCUCUUUGUCUAGCUGCAUGAAUAGCUAGACUUGUGAUGGCAUACUCUUUGUUUGU
This is a messenger RNA of Corticium candelabrum, 2451 nucleotides long. RefSeq names its product jerky protein homolog-like. Gene Ontology annotation, cellular component: nucleus. The record is from RefSeq and is a predicted model, not a curated record. Lineage: Eukaryota; Metazoa; Porifera; Homoscleromorpha; Homosclerophorida; Plakinidae. Bases 171 to 1781 code for a protein of 536 amino acids. Gene Ontology annotation, molecular function: DNA binding. The transcript has a single exon.